Messenger RNA from Fusarium vanettenii 77-13-4, 1924 nucleotides. RefSeq lists its product as uncharacterized. The transcript is spliced from 7 exons. Gene Ontology annotation, molecular function: oxidoreductase activity, acting on the CH-OH group of donors, NAD or NADP as acceptor; NAD binding. The record is from RefSeq and is a predicted model, not a curated record. The coding region runs from base 1 to 1413 and encodes 470 amino acids. Lineage: Eukaryota; Fungi; Ascomycota; Sordariomycetes; Hypocreales; Nectriaceae.
AUGACUCAGGUAUCGGAACUCGGUAGAAGAUCUCUACACGUGGAUUCUGAAGCUGGCUGGGACCAGAACCUUUCCACCUCCCCAGUCGCUUCUUUCCACUCUCCUCCUCCUAGCUGGGCCGCCAACCUCCCCAGCCGUGGCGGCGCCCCCAAGGUUCUCAAGCCUUUCAACUCCCAGGAUAUCAAGAUCCUGCUUCUCGAGAACGUCAAUGUCACUGGACAGGAGAUCCUGAGGGCUCAGGGCUACCAGGUCGAGGCUCUCAAGACCUCUUUGCCCGAGGACCAGCUCAUUGAGAAGAUUCGUGAAGUCCAAGUCAUCGGCAUCCGUUCCAAGACGAAGCUCACCGAGAAGGUCCUCCGUGAGGCCAAGAACCUGCUCGUCAUCGGCUGCUUCUGUAUCGGUACCAACCAGGUCGACCUCGAUUACGCUGCCCGCAAUGGUAUCGCCGUCUUCAACUCCCCCUUCGCCAACUCCCGCAGUGUCGCCGAGCUCGUCAUUGCCGAAAUCAUCACCCUCGCUCGUCAGCUCGGCGAUCGAUCCAAUGAGAUGCACCGUGGAACCUGGAACAAGGUCAGCGCUAAGUGCUGGGAGAUUCGUGGAAAGACUCUGGGUAUUGUUGGUUACGGUCACAUUGGCUCUCAGCUGUCCGUCCUGGCUGAGGCCAUGGGUAUGAAUGUCAUUUACUACGAUGUGGUGACCCUGAUGGCUCUGGGAACCGCUAGCCAGGUCCCGACCCUCGAGAAGCUCCUCCAGGAGGCCGACUUUGUCAGUCUGCACGUCCCCGAUCUGCCCGAGACCCGCAACAUGAUCUCGGGCCCCCAGUUCGAUCAAAUGAAGACCGGCGCCUACCUCAUCAAUGCUAGCCGCGGCAGCGUUGUCGAUAUUCCCGCCCUCAUCAAGGCUAGCCGUACUGGCAAGAUUGCUGGCGCCGCCAUCGAUGUUUUCCCUCAGGAGCCCGCCGCUAACGGCGACUACUUCACCAACGAUCUCAACACCUGGGGCGAGGAUCUGAGGAGCCUCAAGAACCUCAUCUUGACUCCCCACAUUGGUGGCAGCACUGAGGAGGCUCAGCGUGCCAUUGGUAUCGAGGUCAGCGAGGCUUUGGUGCGCUACAUCAACCAGGGUACCACUCUGGGCAGCGUCAACGUUCCCGAGGUGCAGAUGCGCUCUUUGACUCUGGACGAGUCCGAUACCGCUCGUGUUAUUUUCAUCCACCGAAACGUCCCCGGUGUGCUCCGAAAGGUCAACGAGAUUCUUGGUGACCACAACGUCGACAAGCAGAUCUCUGACAGCAGAGGCGACGUGGCUUACCUCAUGGCCGACGUUAGCAGCGUCAAGUAUGAGCAGAUCAAGGAUAUCUUUGACAGCCUCGAGGCUCUCAGCUCUCGUAUCAUGACCCGUGUCCUGUAUUAAAUAAUGAAGCAGAGGCCGCAUGGUGGUUGUGAGGUUCAACCCUUACCCUUGAAACAAAAGAAACGCGAUGGGACCAACGACGCACUGGUCAUUAUGGUAUAGCGAAGGGGGAAAUAAAGGGGGCGGCCCAGUCUUCCUGGCCCGUCUCCAUCCCCAGAAUCGACAAUGACGCAUUGAUGCAUUGAAUACUUAAAUAAGGACCGAGCCAUGGGAUGCUCAACUCAGCUCACGACCUGGAGAUCGUGGACCGGUAGGAAACGCUGCGCAAGAUGGAAGAGAUGGACUCUGCCCUGUGGCGGACUGUAUGUAUCCGGUCAGGGAACAAAAGGGGGCUGUAGUUAUUGUUUUUGCGGCUGGUGCUAGGGGCUGGUGAUACAGGAAUGAAGCCCCGAAUCGACUGGCUGGGCGAGUCGGUAGCACUGUACGGGGUAUAUGGGAAAAGACAUGGAUUUAGCGGCCUUGAAUGGAGCAGAAGACUUCAACACAAACUUAGAAAUACCAAAAUAGGACC